AUGGUUUCCAAACUGAUCGAUGUUAUCAAAAAGAAAGUGGGAAAAAGUACAGUAAACGUGAAGCCUUUUCAAGUGAAAAAUCAUAUGUGGGUAUUUGUAAACUGUUUGAUUGAAAAUCCUACUUUCGACUCGCAAACAAAGGAAACAAUGACGCUCCAGGCAAAAUCAUUUGGAUCAAAAUGCGAACUCAGUGAGAAGUUUACCAAACAAGCGAUCAACUGCGGUAUCGUAGAUGCUGUGCUAGCCUGGGUUAGGUUCAAACAACAAGAAGACAUGAACAAGAAAUGCAGUAGCAAGAAAACCACUAAGCUGAAGGGGAUUCCUAAGCUUGAAGACGCAAAUGAUGCUGGUACGAGGAACUCGCAGCUUUGCACGCUGAUCCUCACCGAGGGAGAUUCAGCCAAAACAUUGGCUGUUUCUGGUCUAGGUGUGGUUGGCAGAGACCGCUAUGGAGUGUUUCCGCUUCGUGGUAAACUGCUGAACGUUCGUGAAGGAAGUAUCAAACAGGUAGCUGAGAACGUUGAGGUCAAUGCUUUGAUCAAGAUCCUGGGUCUACAGUACAAGAAGAAAUAUGAGACUGAAGAGGAUUUCAAAUCACUCCGAUAUGGAAAGGUCAUGGUGAUGGCUGAUCAGAGGUGGAUGAAAGAGCAUAUGCUAGGUUGCAUGGUGCCGCCUAAGUUAUGCUGA
Molecule: messenger RNA, 687 nt
Organism: Strongylus vulgaris
Lineage: Eukaryota; Metazoa; Nematoda; Chromadorea; Rhabditida; Strongylidae
Source: the annotation of a GenBank genome assembly